GGAGAGAGAAGGAAGGCUUCUUCAGCUUGUCGGCCUGGAUUCAAUUUCUCACGCUGAAAUGGCGACAAACCCCGCAAGACAGGACAAUGAUCAAGUACCAGCUAGACUGUAAUCUGGAUAUCUGAGCAGCAGACAAGCAUGGCAGACAUCUCCUCGAUCCUUCAUGGCGGCUACCACACUCCGCUCACUCGACAAUGGCAAGCAGAACGGACGCUAACAAAAGAGGCCUUCAUGUACCCAAUCUUCAUCACAGACAACCCAGACGAUGAGGUGGCCAUCUCCUCCCUGCCAAACCAAAAGCGAUGGGGCAUCAACAAGAUUGUCCCCUUCCUCAAACCCCUCGUCCAGAAGGGCCUGCGUAGCGUCAUUGUCUUUGGUGUGCCCUUGUCUCCAGAUGCAAAAGAUGCAUACGGUAGUAAAGCAGAUGACCCAAGUGGACCUGUCAUCCUCGCCAUCAAGCUCCUUCGCAAGACCUUCCCUGAUCUGUUCGUUGCAGCAGAUGUAUGUCUAUGCGAGUACACAUCACACGGCCACUGUGGACAUCUCCGAGAAGAUGGCACACUCGACAAUGCUGCCUCCAUCAAACGAAUCGCAGAAGUCGCCGUCAACUAUGCAAAAGCAGGUGCUCAAUGUGUCGCACCAAGUGAUAUGAUGGACGGUCGUAUCAAGGCCAUCAAGCAAGGUCUAUUGGACGCUGGACUUGCGCAUAAAGUCAUGCUCAUGUCAUAUGCGGCGAAAUACGCAACAUGCCUUUACGGACCCUUCCGGGAGGCUGCUGGAUCUGCACCAGGAACGGGAGAUCGAAAGGCCUAUCAGCUUCCACCUGCAGGACGUGGACUUGGUCGGCGGGCAGUGAUGCGCGAUGUUGCUGAAGGUGCAGAUGUGGUCAUGGUAAAGCCAGCCAAUAUGUAUCUCGACAUUAUUGCAGAGACGCGUCAGAUUGCACCAGAUUUGCCAAUCGCUGCGUAUCAAGUAUCUGGUGAAUUUGCUAUGAUUCAUGCAGGUGCACGAGCAGGUGUGUAUGAUUUGAAGCAAAUGGCGUUCGAGUCGAGUGAGAGCAUCUUGAGGGCUGGUGCACGCAUCAUCUUGAGCUACUUUUCACCUGAAUUUAUGGAUUGGCUGAGCGAGCCUGUGCAAGGCCCGCGCAUAGUGGACGUCAUCGAGAAUGAAGGCCAGCCAGGUAAUAUGCUGCCGUAGACACGCCAGUAAUCUCGUCUUGACCUGCAGGUACUAGGCUGGUAGAAGUCUCUAGCUGGAGCAUGGCAUCACCGCAGUCUGCAGACGCCCAAGGCCCCAAGCUUGGAAUUGUGUUCGAAUGUGCAUCUCGAUAUCAGGAGCAACCACAAGUUCGCGACGCACGGUGCGCACACCCGCAUGUGUCUAUAUGAGGCAUUGACUCCAUUGAGGCAUAUACACUACAGCCAUGUUGGGCAUACUGUUUGCUCUGCUAUUUGUGAGUCUAUGGGCAAGACUCGAGCUCGGAAGUCCCGUUCGGCCCGACUGGCCCCUGAAUAUGAUCAACUUGUCGCAAAAGUGUAAAGCAAUUUCCUUUCAAUGCAGUGUAGUCCACUGUAUG
Molecule: messenger RNA, 1576 nt
Organism: Protomyces lactucae-debilis
Lineage: Eukaryota; Fungi; Ascomycota; Taphrinomycetes; Taphrinales; Protomycetaceae
Exons: 1
Coding region: 139-1197 (352 amino acids)
Biological process (GO): heme biosynthetic process
Cellular component (GO): cytosol
Molecular function (GO): zinc ion binding; porphobilinogen synthase activity
Source: RefSeq, a predicted model, not a curated record